Molecule: messenger RNA, 2243 nt
Organism: Apis florea (little honeybee)
Lineage: Eukaryota; Metazoa; Arthropoda; Insecta; Hymenoptera; Apidae
Product: 15-hydroxyprostaglandin dehydrogenase [NAD(+)]
Cellular component (GO): cytoplasm
Molecular function (GO): oxidoreductase activity, acting on the CH-OH group of donors, NAD or NADP as acceptor
Source: RefSeq, a predicted model, not a curated record
CGACCAACGACUACUAAAAUUCUGACAGUUUCGCUCUCGUUUCUCUCUGAAAAUAACAAUUUUAUCCUUUCACGCUUCUAAUUUCUAUCUUUGUAAAUGAAUCGAAAUAGUAAAAAUUGUACGAAAUUGUUCCAUGAAAGUUUCAAAUUUAACAUAUCGAAUAUUAAAUCGAUCAAUUCUAUUGGAAAGAUAAAAGAUAUUCUUAGGAAGAAAGAGUUAAUAUAAAGAAAAAAUAUGCAGAUCAAAGAUAAAAGAGUUAUCAUGACAGGAGUGGCAAGUGGGUUAGGUUUGACUAUUAGCAGAGAAUUGCUGAGAAAUGGUGCAUCUAUAAUAGCGAUGAUAGAUACCGAAGAAUCAGGGAAGGAAACAGUGGAUAUAUUAAAUAAGGAAUUCGGACGCAACCGUACUAUAUUCUAUCAUUGUAACAUUGCAAACAAUUCUGAAUUCGAUGAUACGUUUAAAAAAGCUGUGAAGACACUUGGUGGAUUAGAAAUUUUAGUAAAUAAUGCUGAUAUAAUGAACGAAACUGAUUUCAUGAAAUCUAUUGACAUAAAUGUGACUUCAGUGAUUCGUGCAACGCUUCUAGGAAUCCAACAAAUGCAAAAGGACCUCGGAGGCAAAGGAGGCGCUAUAGUAAACAUAUCAUCUUUGGCUGGUCUCUAUGCUGCACCUCAACUACCAGUAUACUCAGCCACGAAACAUGCUGUGGUUAGCUUCAGUCGUUCUUUUGCGCAACCAUAUCAUUAUAAAAGAACUGGAGUAAAAAUACUAGUCAUGUGCCCUGAACUUCCUCAAAUUAUCGAUGUGAAAAAUUUAGAGAACAACAUUCCACAUGAUGAUGUAAUACAGAAGUAUUUUAGAAGAAUGCUCAGUGUCGCGCACGGAUUAGUUUACGUGUUGAGGUGCGCCCAGAAUGGAAGUAUUUGGAUCAGUGAAGAUGGGAAACCUGUGUACGAAAUACAACUAUUCGAUAGUUUACCACAAAAGAAUGAUGAUUCCAUAUUGGAUGAAAAUGAAUCUGAAUUGCAGAUAAAUCUCGUUGUGAGUAUAAAUACGAUCAACGAAAACCGAUCAAACUUCAGUAGAACGAGACACGUUGAACUAUCUUGUGCUCUUCAAUUCUGGUUACUUAACACUAUCUCGUAUAUUCGAUUCAGUUGUGAUUUCCUUCGAAUAAAAAUGGAGAACGAGAAUAAUAAAAGAAGACAAUCUUCCGCAUCCGAGAAAGCGAAGGAAAUAGAGGCAAUAUACGGUCUCGUUUCUGGUAAGAACGUGCUCAUAACUGGUGGAUCUACGGGCUUAGGAAAUGCAUUUAUGAAUCAUUUUUUGAAACACGGUGCGAAUAAAAUAACUAUAUUAGAUAUUGACAAGGAAAUCGGUAAGCGAAUAGAACUGAGUGUAGAGAAAUCCUGCGGAGAAAAAAAAGUGCACUUCAUUCAUGCUGAUGUUUCCAAUCACGAACUUAUGACUGCGGCUUUUGAGGAAGCUUUGAAUUUUAUGGAUGAUAUUGACAUUGUCAUAAAUAAUGCUGGUAUUUUGGAUGAACGAAGAUGGGAAAAAGAAAUAGCAGUUAAUAUUGGAGGAAUGGUUCGUACCGCAUUAUUAGCUAUAAAAUAUUUGAGCAAAAACCAACUUGGACAUGGAGGAACUUUGGUGAACGUUAGUCAACACAUAGAUAUUAAAAGCACUGCUCAACUUCCAAUUUACACGGCCACCAAACAUGCCAUGAUUGGACUCUCACAAUCUCUCGCGGAAUCUUACCAAAUUGAAAAGACUGGUAUUCGUGUGAUAACGUUAUGUCCUGGGCUGACAGAAACUGCACUUACAGUGGAUAGCCCAAAUAAAUUACUUUCUCGCGUUAUGAAGGCAGACUUCGUAAAAACCCUCGAACAACUAUCAAUACAAACUCCAUAUGUGGUAGCUCAAGGUUUAAUGUCGAUCUUGAGAGUCGCAGAAUCUGGUAGUAUAUGGGUAAUUGAAAAUGGUCGGACUCCGUACGAAGUUUAUGUACCAAAUCCACGUAGUUUGCGACGUACAUAUAAAAACAAUUUUACAGUGGUUGAAACCAAAGUAGGGACAAGAGAUCAUCCUAUAAGAGAAGUUUGCGAUAAUACACUGACAGGUCUGAUGAGCUGCGCUUGACAUAUAACGCUGGAACAUAAGUGGCCAUGAUGAUCUGCGUUCUCCAAGAAGUUCUAAGGGUUGAGAUCGCAAUGACUUUCUGUCCUUUCGUUUGAAUAAUU